AUCGCACUUGAUAUCGCACUUGAUAGCGCUCGCGCUGCGGCACACAAACCAGCGCUGGGCCGCGCUCGCCCUUGCCGCCCAUGUUCCACGGCCGUCCGUGACCGCAAACAUGCCGUGCGUCUCCGUGUUGUCGGCGGCCAUCUGCCCGGACAGCACCCACCGGCCGCUCGAUGCGCUCUGUCCUGACCCCGCCGCUGCUGCUGCUGAAAAGGUGCUCGCACUCCCAAUCUGCCCUCGGCCAUCCAUCUAUCCACCCUCGCCCAUCCAUCUAUCCACCCGCUCUCGCUCCCCCUGCCAUGAGCUCCAAAGCGCCCUUCGCGGCCUUCAACACCACCCAGAGCUUCUGGCUCGUCUCGUCCUCGCCGACGACCACCGCCCCAGAGUGCCUCAGCCCCAGCGACCCGCCAGAUGUGCGUAUCGGCAAGCUGGGCGAUCAGCUCACCCUGACCAACAUCUGCGGUUCGCUGACGUCGCCCAGCAUCUCCAACUACUACACCUUCUGGCAAAACGCCUGGGCCUUCUAUUCGUGCUCUUCGCAGAACUGCGACCCGUCCAGCUGCGGCACUGCUCCGGUCAGCAGCGUCCCGCUCAACUCGCUGCUGUCGCCGUGUGAUGCCGGCUACUUUCGGGUGGUCAACGACACCAAUGCUUAUGCCGCGCCCUUCUACGGCCGGCCCAUGCCCACAUUCGCAUACAAGACGCUCUACACGGACUCGACCUGCCAAACGCCAAUGUCGAUGGUGCGGGUGCCGCUGUACCCAACGUGCACACCGGUUUCCAGCGGGCUGUACGGCCUGAGUCUCUCCAUCUCGAUCUCGGUCAACUCGGCCGUCCCAAGCAUGCGUUUUGUCCGCAACUACGGCUGUGUCGAUGCCCAAUGCUCCCAGUGCUACUCCUCCCGCCAGGCCAACGAUGUCGUCGUCAGCCGCUCGUGCUCGCCGGCGUCGGUGGCGGGUAAGAUGUGGGCCGAUUCAAACAUGUAUCCCAGCUAUGUGCGGCUCGGGUCGGCGUUCCCAAACGGCAGCAUUCCCACGCUCGAAGGCUCCCUGCUGUCCCCGGGCUCGACGCUUUCGCCCUCUCCCACCACAACGGCUUCGACAAAUGCUCCUGGCGACGUCGCCGACCCCGACAAGGGACUGACCAUUGGACUUUCAGUGGCCACAGUCCUGCUCGUCGUCUCGGUCGCUGUCUUGGCCGUGUGGAUUGCCCGGGUCCGCCGACGCCGACUCUCUUCAAAGCCCCCCGGUGUGGCCGUGCCUGUGCCCAAAGAAGAACUCGCACCAUUUGCAUAUCUGCACAAUCGAGCCCCGACUCCGGGCUCUGUGGAUCUGGUACCCAACCGGGCCCCAACUCCGGGCUCUGCAGACCUGCUCCACUCACCGAGCAUCCUCUACAACAACUACAACUAUAACCACAACCACAGCCACAACCCCAAUUACAACUACAACUAUAACUACAACCAACAGCGUUUGUCGCCGCCGCCGUCGGUGCUGGAUGAGCCCGUGCAUCGACAGGACUCGCUGACCCGACCACAGCCCAACCUCGCCUUUCCAAGUGUGCAUCAGCUGUCGUGAGACACAACACUGACGGCCAGAGCUAUCUCCAGGGUCAAGCAGUCCCAUCAUCCAAUGCAUCUCUGCCGCCAUCGUACACGCGAACGCCAA
This is a messenger RNA of Polychytrium aggregatum, 1664 nucleotides long. RefSeq lists its product as uncharacterized. The transcript has 4 exons. The record is from RefSeq and is a predicted model, not a curated record. NCBI's taxonomy places the organism in Eukaryota, Fungi, Chytridiomycota, Chytridiomycetes, Polychytriales. Bases 171 to 1574 code for a protein of 467 amino acids.